AUGUGUUCUAAACAACCGGGAUACCUGACUCCCUCUUCUCUUAGCGAAAUAGGGGAGCUGUUCGAGAUGAACCCAACUGGUAGCACAGACCAUGUCCUCAAGCACAUGGCCUCGAAGGACGAGUGGGAGACGAAGUAUCCUAAUCUAAAAGGCGGACAGUUCCGCUUCGUAUGGGACUACAACAAGCUCAAGCCGCCGCUCACGAAGCGGCACCUUAUUACGCACUCUCCCAAGGCUGCAUUCUCUGGGCCCCACACAGCAAUCAAGAUUCCUCAUGGCCCUGACAAGGGAUGCUGGCUGCACGUUCCGGUGCGGCUCACGGACGAUGAAGCCGCAUUCGCUUCGACCGCCAUCUCUUGGGUAUGGACUGACUUCGCACACUCGGACGGUGGAAAGCCCGGCUUUCUGGCUAUAAUGAGUGGACGAUCCCGCGCACCAAAGCCCUUCUAUGCGAUUUCGACAGAUAGCUGGAAGCUCCUCGGACCGCCUGGUGCGGAAUAUCCCCUUACCGAUUCCGUCGAUGCUCCCUUUGCGGGUCCACGAACUGUGCUGUACAAUGCCGGCCUGUUUUUCAAAGGCUUGUACAUGCACGUCCCGCGGUUCCUGACAUCUUCUGAAGUCAAGGUGGCAGAGACGAACCUUCGCUAUCUGUGUAACCGUCGAUGGGAGUGGGGAAAGGAAAAUGAGGUGCGGCAGAAACUGCACAAGAACCGACAAAAGACUGAGGAGGCAAUCGUCUUUCUUCAGCAGCAGAAAAAGGCUGUCAAGUUUCUCGAGAAGGACAUUUUCCUCGAUUUCUCGGCUCAAGAUCGAGAGACAGACACGACAUCCGGCUUGGCGCUUCUUUGGUGCAUGGAGCCGGAUCUGUUGACCGAGUAUGAGGACCUUGCUUCAGUGGCCUCAUCCCAUCCAAGUGAGGACGACCUUGACCUCCGACACGUCGAAGUCGAUUCUGAGGAGGAAGCUGACGCACGCGCUACUUAUAAGCGCCGCAGCGAGUUCUUGAAAGACAUGGAGCGGAAGGGUAAGACGAAACCACUCUACGACCCUGUAACUGGGAAGCCCAAUGACUGGAUCUACCGAGAUCCACAGGGGAGUAGGUAUUCUGGCUCGACGGUAUCCUCAAAUGUAACAGAGAUCAUCGAUGGCGGAUCCUGGCCGUCUCCUCCGGCAUUUCUUCUUGGAAACCAAAAUCAUAUGACCGCUGAUGUACGUAAAGAGGAAGAGGGCAGCAAAGAAUAUCCUGCGGAAGACCAGCAGCGGCCUGAAGAAGACGGAAGUGAGCACACGAAUUCUGAUCUCGACUUUCCUACUCCAGAUGCUUUAGGGGAGAUUUUAAGGCCUCCUGGAUCUGAGCCUGAGGGCAGCUUUCAAGUAGUGAACAUUGAUCCCGGUCCCGGUCCUGGGGUGUCACAACCCAAGCGGCCUCCGUCAACAACUACGAAGCUGGACGAGGUCUCCGAAGAGGUGAGGCCCACUUUCAAUUACUCGGGUGCUGAACUCCAAGAGCUUCUCGAAGCCGCUAAGCUAGAGAUAAGCGAGGAGGAUGAAGCAUCGAGCGAGCGGUCUGAAGAAUCGGUUGAGACUCGAUCUGUAGAAGCAGCCACUCGGCCCUCAAACAAUAUCCAGGAUAAGCGGAUGUGUGACGUGGGGGAGGCUCCCAAUCACGCGCGAGAGCCCUCCAAUCAGAUUGUUGAAAAGUCGUCGGACCCUUUAGAAGCGCGUCAUGCACUUGAGGAGAACGAUGCAUCCAUAAACGAACGCUGGGAAGAUUUGGGCAAGGAAUACGAAGAAGAUUCAACUAUGAAUACACCUAAAGAACCUCAAGAAGCCUCAACUGAAGAAACGGAUGAGGACUCGCCGCUCGAAGCUGAGGAUGAUAUCUGCGACGACCCGCAUUUCGAAGCACACCGCGCCCGAGAACUCAAAAGACUGUCAGGUGUGAUAGGCGUCGAGGCGACAGAAGAAUGCAAGCCGAUUACAACCGUCGAACAAGCAGUCGAGGGUCAGCAGUCCUUAGAAGCUGAGCUGGAAGAAGCUGAGAUGCUUGAAGCCCAGCCAAAGGAAUACGAAGAGGAUACAUCUGGGGGUAGCAAAGGCGCUGACGCGCAUGAGCCCCAUAUUAGCAAAAAGAAUGACGGGGAUGCUCCAAUGGAUGCGGAAGCGGUGGAGCUUGGCGAUGAAGACAAAGACCGGCAGUCUUCGCCCGCUGUCAUUGAAGAUAACGAGAACCCGGAAUCUCACGCCCGCGAAGAGGGCAAUGAGGAAAAUGCUCUGGUGGAUGUAGAAGUUGUCGAGCGUAGCAAUGAAGACAAUCAGCCCUCACAAGCCAGUGUUGAAUACGGGGAGACCUCGGAACCCUAUGUCUAUAGGGAGCACGAGGAGGGCGAGGACGAGGCUUCGCCGCCUUCUCUCCAAGGCACGAAACGUAAAGGCGAUAAUAGCCUACCACUUCCAUCGCCACGGCGGAUCAAAGGGCACACUCAGCACGUCGCGGACUCACCGACUAGUCCUGAAGAUAACAAGACCCCAGAACCUCACGUUGGGGAAGACCAAGAUUCCUCGGCAGUUGAUGAAGCCAUGACGGCAGCAGAGCAAGCGAAAACACGACGCCGCAAUCGUCUGCUUGCGGCCAUGACCACGGCGACCGCAGCGCUGGGGUGGUACGCGUGGCGCCUUUACUGGGAGAAUGACACAACUACCGACAAUGUGGUCAUCUAUCCUGAUGAAUGGGGUCCAGACGUCGUCCUCUCCAGAGGAGAAGAGCGCCAGCUCGUAGCGGAAGUCUUGUCACAAGACUAUGCCCUCCUGGCGUGGGUUAUCGACGACGACCUGCGGACUGCCACCGCCCUUAUAGCGGGCCAUACCUUCGUGACCUUGUUACGUGGAGGAGGCUUCUGGCCGUGGUCGCGCCUGCUGAAGCCGAUUCUCAGGACUCUCUUCCGGCUCGUCGUUGGGAUCCGCGCGAUCCUGUGGACUUGCGGUCGUCAGGGUGCGAUGGCGGCAUCUCUCCGUGUGCUGGGCACCAUUCUCGCAAAUGCCUUGCUGGCAAUUCCUUGCUACUUGGGCGCCCAAAUCGUCUCCACGUGGUGCCGUAGCCAGGAGCACCUCGGCUCUCUUAUCGGCGCAUUUGGCUUAGACUAUGAGCCGUAUCUGCAGACCUGGAUCGGACUGAGCAUCGUGCUCUUCGUAGUAGUGAUGUGGACUGCGGCGACGAUAAGCGGUCCUCAGAACGCUGGCGAAAAUGGGGGUUGGACGCGACGCAUCGAAUCGUGCGUUACACUCGUUUUUCUCGGAGCGGGCGUGGUCUUGGGGUAUAGGCACUCCGACGCAUAG
Molecule: messenger RNA, 3336 nt
Organism: Trematosphaeria pertusa
Lineage: Eukaryota; Fungi; Ascomycota; Dothideomycetes; Pleosporales; Trematosphaeriaceae
Exons: 1
Coding region: 1-3336 (1111 amino acids)
Source: RefSeq, a predicted model, not a curated record